AGGACUUGUGCUGUGGGAAUGGUGGGCAGUCUGCCCCUUCUGCCUCCUCCACAGGACAGGUCUUAGUGAGAAGAUAUGGUUUGAUGUCAGGCGGCACCUGUACGAGAGGGUCUGAGGGCCCCAUGGAGGGCCUCAGGUCUCACAAUACCCCUCCCUUGUCUCAUGGCCAGAAAGGCUUUUAAUGAUCAAGAUCUAAGAGGAUUUGCAGGGGGUCACUGCUGACUAUACUUUAAAAACAAAUUCUCUUGGCAGAGGAUCUCAUAUACAACCCAUGGGGGAGACAAUGGGGUAGGUGUGUGAGGGACAAGAGGGAACACUCAGAGGGGCAAAGUUGAAAGCUGAGGUAAAAGAGCAGCCAGACCAACUGGUAGUUGGACAGUAAGCUAUGGUAAAGGAGCAUUUCCACAAACAUGCAGUUGUGGGAUCUCAAAUAUGACAAAGAAAUCCCCAGUCCUGCCUGAUGCCCAAGAGCUUUGGAUCCACAUGCUCAUGUGAAAUGUGGAUUUUGGAAGCCUGUGCAUUUAUUAGAGACGGAAACUUGCCUGUCAUGCACUGUCAAUAGUCUUCCCUACUUGGUUGGAAUGCUAGUGGCUGAGGUCUUGUCAGUGAUCCCUAAAGGGGGGUCCAGGCGAACCACACAAUGUUUAUCCCUUCGGAUUUCCCUUGUUGGUUUCUAUUAUCUCUCCAGCUCCAGAACAAAAUGUUGCCAGGGACUCACUUGAAAGCUUGCUGGAAAGAAUGACUAGAACCCGCCUUGUCAUGACCCUGGUAAGAGGGCAUGGAAAUCAGAUCACAGAAUGUGGGUAAACGUUUCCCACUUUUAAAGGACAAUUCACAAGUGACAGUAGUUCCCUGGUUCUCAUGUAGCUGGUUAAUUUUUCAAGGGAGAUAACUACGCAAUUGGAAGAUCUCAAAGUUUCUUUCCAGCUCUGACCCCCUGUGUUUCCUUGAUGUAGAAGUUCAGGAGCAGCUCUGCCUGUCAUCCCAGAGAGCUGUGGUCCUCACACCAGGCCCUAGCUUAACAGCACCUUCCUCAGAACUUGUCUUAUGCCUCUCAUGUUUGAAUGUAUCACCUCGCCCAGACAGGAGCCUUAAUAAAUGUUUAUUUAAUGAAACUCUCCAUGACUCUGAGUUUUAGAGUGAUUUGGCAGUCAAAAGCAAGAGGGUCCCAGGCUCCUGUCAAAGAAAGGAGGAGGGGUAUUUAUAGAAACCUUGUAAGUAAAGGCUCAGAGAUGCAUGGGGAGGAAGUAAACCUUUUCCUGGGAGGCCUGUGGGGCAGAACCAGCCAAGCUGGAGAGAUGUGGGGGAGGCAUGAGGGAGAACUCCCAGGUAAGGAUGUCUGUGGGUCAAUGAGGAAUCAGAAUGUUGGUACAGAAAACCAAGACACAAGUCUGAAAGGAUGAAUUUGGAAGCCUUGCAAUCAACUAGAAGCAAAGAAGGUUUAGCAAGGAACUGAGGUAAUGAAAACUGACUUGAAAAACAGCGUGGCUGCAGCGUGUAAGACAAACUGAAAGGCAAGGUAUGAGAAGGGUUGCGGGGAGUAAAAUCUGAACAAAGGUAGAAACUGCAAAUUCAGGCCACAGGUUUGUAGUGAAGCAUCUACAAACUCCAGGACACACUUCUAGGAGUGGGAUACAGCCAUGAAGGAGAAGACAUAGUACCCUGGCCUUGGAGAACUCACCUAGAAGGAGAGGUCACAGAAGGAGGAGGAGGACUUUUAAGAUCAAGUAGCCCAUUUUAUUAGGUAAGGGGUUUGAGGAAACUUACAAAAACACAUCCAACUCAUAAGGAUAAAUGUAAAUGAUUGUAUCUAUUAUCCUUGACCUCUCUUUAGAUAAAACAGUGAGUUGUGUACAACUGAUCUUAUAAAUUCAUUCAGUGUCAGCUAUGGCCUGGCACCAAAGCAUGACUAGGCAAAGGCAGUCCCAGGAAGCAGCCCCCUGUGGGGACCCAAAAUCAGAAGGUGCAGCAGGGAGACCCAAGGUAGCUGGGUCACGUUUCUCUGCAAGUGGGACAUGAAGGAAGGAUGGACCAGGUGUACUGAAGAUGGAGAGAGGAAGGGCAGGCUUGGCACCUGGCCUCAGGCCCAGGGAGGCUGCGUACUCUGAACAGGUCAUCCCCAUGCUGCAAGGUAGGGUUUGGUAGGGUCUGGCCAGGCCAGGGGGGCACUCCUGCAAGGCUAGGGCCUGUUUCCCCACCAUGCAGAGGGUCAAGGCUGCACCAUGACAUUGGGAGCCCUUUCUGGCACUGCAGGGCCCAGAGUGUGUCCUGAACCCAAGGCACCAGGACACUCAGGCUCUGCUGUGUUCCCAGCAGACUUUGCCCUGGCUCAGACUGGGGACUCUGGGUGUAGGACUGGUAUUUCCUUAUCCUGAGGUUGUGGGGCAGUAAGUGAAGGUAUUAGGAUACCUGUAGCUCCACACAGAAAAGGAACACAGGCCUGGUUCAUCAGGAUGCCAAAGGCCCUGCUUGGUGCCGGGCCCAGUGUGGGAUGCCCCAAUGAAUGAAGUGUAAAGACCACUCAGCAAACAAAUGCCUGGAGAUCCAGGCAUUUGAGAUGGCAUUUGAAGGAACAUGGCACUUGAGGGCCGUGUGUGUGUGUGUGUGUGUGUGUGUGUGUGUGUGUGUGUGUGUGUGUAUGUUUGGGGGUGUGAAGGUAUUCCUGGCACAGAGGACAUACCAGGAAUCCCUAUGAAGUUCUAGGAUCUUCCUACCUUCCUCUACCACCACUCAAAGUCUUCUGUUCAACUAACCUGUCUGUGUGGCCCAUUAGAAUGUUCUACUGAGCAGGAAAACCAACAUGCAAGGAGGAAAGAAUUUGAAAGGACCUUUCCAGCUGUGGUAUUCGGAGGUCUGAAAAGCUUACUUCUUUAAAGGCUUUAAAUUGUUUUUCCUGAGCUCAAGAAACAGAAGAUGGUUUUGGAAAUGCUGAACCCAAUGCAUUACAACAUCACCAGCAUGAUGCCCGAAGUCAUGCCUGUGGCCACCAUGCCAAUCCUGCUGCUCACUGGCUUUCUUCUUUUGGUUUGGAAUUAUGAGGACACAUCUUCAAUACCAGGUCCUGGCUAUUGCAUGGGAAUUGGGCCCCUCAUUUCCCACUGCAGGUUCCUGUGGAUGGGGAUUGGCAGUGCCUGUAACUAUUACAACAAGAUGUAUGGAGAAUUCAUGAGAGUCUGGAUAUGUGGAGAGGAAACACUCAUUAUUAGCAAGUCCUCAAGUAUGUUCCAUGUAAUGAAACACAGUCACUACAGCUCCCGAUUCGGCAGCAAACUUGGGUUGCAGUGCAUCGGCAUGCAUGAAAAUGGCAUCAUAUUUAACAACAAUCCAACCCUCUGGAAAGCUGUUCGACCUUUCUUUACAAAAGCUCUGUCUGGCCCUGGACUCGUGCGCAUGGUGACAAUUUGUGUUGAAUCCGUCAUAACACAUCUGGACAGGUUGGAGGAGGUCACCAACGAACUGGGUUACAUCGACGUGUUGACCCUCAUGAGGCGCAUCAUGCUAGACACCUCUAACAUGCUCUUCCUGGGGAUCCCACUGGACGAAAGUGCCAUUGUGGUUAAAAUCCAGGGUUAUUUUGAUGCGUGGCAAGCUCUCCUUCUCAAACCAGACAUCUUCUUUAAGAUUUCUUGGCUAUACAGAAAAUAUGAAAAGUCUGUCAAGGAUUUGAAAGAUGCCAUGGAAAUUCUAAUAGAAGAGAAAAGACACAGAAUUUCCACAGCAGAGAAACUGGAAGACUGUAUGGAUUUUGCCACUGAGUUGAUUUUUGCUGAGAAACGCGGUGACCUGACAAAAGAGAAUGUGAACCAAUGCAUACUGGAAAUGCUGAUCGCAGCACCAGACACCAUGUCUGUCUCUGUGUUUUUUAUGCUUUUUCUUAUUGCAAAGCACCCUAAGGUUGAAGAGGCAAUAAUGAAGGAAAUACAGACUGUCGUUGGUGAAAGAGAAAUAAGGAUUGAUGAUAUGCAAAAAUUAAAAGUGGUGGAAAACUUUAUCUAUGAAAGCAUGCGGUACCAGCCUGUUGUGAACUUGGUCAUGCGCAAAGCCUUACAGGAUGAUGUCAUAGAUGGCUAUCCAGUGAAAAAGGGGACUAACAUUAUCCUGAAUAUCGGAAGAAUGCAUAGACUUGAGUUUUUCCCCAAGCCCAAUGAAUUUACUCUUGAAAACUUUGCAAAGAAUGUUCCUUACAGGUAUUUUCAGCCAUUUGGUUUUGGGCCCCGUAGCUGUGCAGGAAAGUACAUCGCCAUGGUGAUGCUGAAAGUCAUCCUGGUUACACUUCUGAGACGAUUCCACGUGCAGACUUUGCAAGGAGAGUGUAUUGAAAAUAUGCAGAAAAAACAUGGCUUGUCCUUACACCCAGAUGAGACUGGCAACUUGCUGGAAAUGGUUUUUACCCCAAGACAUUCAGAAAAGUGCCUCAACACUAAAGAAGGUUGAUCAGUACCUACUCUGGAGCAUUUCUCAUCAGUAGUUCACAUGGAAAUCGCCCGUCUUUACCAGGUAGUAUCAUCCUCACAGUGGACAUUUGGUGGCCUGUGCCAUUUUAUAGGCAUACCUCAUAUGGGCUGUCAGCAAGCCAGGAAACAUUGGUUGUCUGUUCUUGUCCAAACCAUAGAACCAGACUUCCAAAGAAAAUAGAGGCCAACAGUUUGCAGGGGAAAUAGUCAAUUACACAAAACAGGCUUUGAAAAAGAUAGGCCAUGAGCAAAACUUAUGUCCUCCUUCCCACAAAAUCUCCACUGCCCUGCCCCAAGAACAUUUUAAUGUCUGGGGCAGAAGCACUCAAGUCCAUUAGAAAGACCAGGCUGGUGUCUGGGUAUUUAGGGCCAAACAUACCUGCUAAUGUGAAUAAAAGUGUUUUGAUUUAGUUUUUAGUGGUAGGGUCUACAACAUUCAUAUUCUUUGGAGAAAUGCUUACAAAUUCAGCAUUUGACUUUUCCUAUGAAUUAUUCAAUUAACUCUUGAUUAUCCACAGGUGACUUGUCUGUGGCAAAAGUUAAAUAGGAGACUCUCCUUUCCCAGUCUCUCAGUUCAUGCCUCAGCCAAUUACCUCCACUACAAUAGAUAUCAAUUUGGGUGAUACAGAGUAAUUUAGUAAUAGCCUAAGUAAAAUAUAAUUAGGACCACCCACCUGUUAUAGGGGAAAAAAUCACACAAUGCAUUUCAAAUUCAAAUAAAAAUUAUUUUCUUCAUGUUUGCAUCCUUGGUUAGCUCCACUAGUGCUAACCAAGAGAUGCCUUUAAAUAAUGGCAUCUAUUAACUCUUAUAACAGCCCCCAGUGAUUUGAGGCAGGAAAAGUCCUCUAUAUCUACAUCUAAUUCUCCAACCCAGUGGGCUCAAACCCAUUCCAUCCUCUUUCUCCCUCAACAGUCUCCCCUUCUCUUUCUUUCCCUGAUCCCAAAGUCAAUAGCAACAGAUCAGUGGAGAAUAUGGUCAGGGUAGAACCCCUGCAAUCAUCUUUUAUCCUACCUCGGAUUUAAUAGUUAUCUUAGAGAUUUAACAGCUAUUGAGUUUAUUGAAUCAUUACACAUAGCCAUGGAUAAAAUGCACACCUUAUAAUUAGCUCUUUAAAGAGAAUCAAGUAGAUCAGUUAAUUUUCCAAAUACCACUUUACUUGUGUUACAUAGCCAAUAUGAUUCUAUCUGCUGAAUGCCAUUUAAAAAUUAAAAAUCAUUUGCAAAAAUUAAGCUCAUUACCACUGAGUCAACCACCAUCUCCACAUUUGAAUAUUCUCUUCAUCCUCCUGUUUGGCAAUAAAAUAACAACUGAGUAUAAAAUGAGAGUGUAAGCUCCUUGAGAGCAGCUCUUUUCUUUCUCUUAUAAUCCAUCCCAAUCCCCCAUUCUGACUCCCCAGAAGGAAGGAUAGCACUGGAUAGACACUCUUGCUCAUAGAACCCCUAACUGACACCAGAAUCCAACUAAAGAGAAGGCAGGUAUUCUAAGAUUUCAAGGAUAGGUAAUAGUAAAGAGGAAAAUAUUUGAACUUGGAAUUAUUUGGAUCCAUAUGGCCUCAACAUACACAUAAAUAUGCCUAUGUACUUGAAUAUAUCCACAGUUGGGUCUGGACAAUCAUCCAAAUAGUUCAGUCCCCUGAAAUAACGGCCAGGAUUUUAGAUUUUAAUGUAUCUAAGUUAAUUCUUUUGAUGACUGUUAACACAUACUUUGCCUCUGGCUGGAGCUUCACAGUAGAGGAAAAGACUUCAGAUUAGUGUACUUCACCCAUCCAGUUCCCUUGGAACAUCUAUUGUAUUUUGUAUGUAUAUAUGUAUCCAAGGCCUAUGUUUACAUGAUCAAAGUCAAACGGAGGGUUUAUAUAGUUGUAUAGCAAUAUUGUGGAUACAAAAAUAUUCUGGGCAAAAACUAGGGGUGGGGGUGGGAGCAGGGGAAGAAUAGGAAGAGGGCAAAUGCUGGUUUGAAUGAUCCAAGCAAACUCUUUCAGAAUCAAAUUAUCUGGGUAAUCAUUCAAAUUUUCUCUCUGCUUAGCCUGUACCGACAAAUCCCAUAUGUUUGUACAGGCUUGGCCUAAAGUAUUUGGAAUACCGUUGAUUUUUCAUUAGGCUUAUCAACAUAUAUUUGAAAAUCCUGUUUUCUCUUCAGAAUUUUGCCUCAUUGUCCUGUACUUGUUACUCUUGAAUGUGCCGUGGAUUCUGUUUUUACUAGUUUUCAAAGAACUGGAGUAUAUAAAUUGUCAGUGAAAUGCAUGCAUUAUAAGGGCUCUAUUAUUGUAAAAUUGUGAGGACAAUUGUGCCCUCCCAUCCUCAGGUGUACUGGACACCCCCCUCGGCCUUUAUUGACAUCCCACUUUUUCCUACUCCAAGUGGAAAACAAUCACCUACAGAAAGCCCCACAUAUCAAGAAAUGUCAGUCGGAAGUUGUCACUUUUAUUUCUAAACAUCACCUUUUGCCUGUCGUGGUGCUAAUAUUCUAGUAAGUGUGUGGCCUUUGCCCACUAAAAAGAAUACUAACUGGAACCUCCUCAA
Molecule: messenger RNA, 6977 nt
Organism: Felis catus (domestic cat)
Lineage: Eukaryota; Metazoa; Chordata; Mammalia; Carnivora; Felidae
Gene: CYP19A1
Product: cytochrome P450 family 19 subfamily A member 1
Exons: 10
Coding region: 2914-4434 (506 amino acids)
Molecular function (GO): oxidoreductase activity, acting on paired donors, with incorporation or reduction of molecular oxygen; monooxygenase activity; heme binding
Source: RefSeq, a predicted model, not a curated record